This is a messenger RNA of Polyodon spathula (Mississippi paddlefish), 4882 nucleotides long. Its product is annotated as PHD finger protein 20-like protein 1. Bases 136 to 3753 code for a protein of 1205 amino acids. The transcript is spliced from 25 exons. NCBI's taxonomy places the organism in Eukaryota, Metazoa, Chordata, Actinopteri, Acipenseriformes, Polyodontidae. Gene Ontology annotation, cellular component: NSL complex. The record is from RefSeq and is a predicted model, not a curated record. Gene Ontology annotation, biological process: regulation of transcription by RNA polymerase II.
UUGGGUUCGGGAGAGGGUUAAAGUAGCAGAGAGAGCUGGAGAAUGGGAAAGACUUAGUUUUCAUCUGAAAUUGUGUGUAUGUAUUUAAAGACAUAAUAAGAAACCCAAAUCUUUAAAAGCAGUCAGAAGGUGAAGAUGAGCAAGAAGCCCCCUAAUCGUCCAGGAAUCACCUUUGAGGUCGAUGCUCGUGUGGAAGCUCAGGACUACCUGCAAAAAUGGUAUCCUUCACGUAUUGAAAAGAUUGAUUAUGAGGAGGGGAAGGUGCUAGUCCACUUUGAUCGUUGGAGUCAUCGAUACGAUGAGUGGAUUUUUUGGGACAGCAGUCGGCUGCGUCCAUUUGAACGACCAGUACUGCGGAAAGAAGGACUUCAGGAGGAGGAGGAGGAACAGUCUGAGAGUCUCAGUGAGAUGAGAGCAUCUCGUCUCCGUGAGCAUCCUGGAGGUACAGCCAGCACUGAGGACCAAACAGAGUUACAGCAAUCAAAACAAGUUUUGAGAUCCGGAGAAGAAGUAUUAGCUCGCUGGACAGAUUGUCGCUACUACCCUGCUAAGGUAGAAUCAGUUAGCAAGGAAGGUACCUACACAGUACAGUUCUAUGAUGGAGUCAUUCGCUGUGUGAAAAGAAUGCAUAUCAAAUCAAUGCCUGAAGAUGCAAAAGGACAGAAGGAUUGGAUUGCCCUGGUCAAAGCAGCAACAGCUGCUGCCAAGAACAAGGGAGCCUGUAAACCUCGUACCAGCGCCAACAGCAAUAAAGACAAGGAGGAAAGGAGAGCAGGAAGGGCAUCGCCAGGGAAGGAGGGAGAAAGCGCUUUUCUGGAAGAGAUGCGGGGUGCACAGGAAGAAGAGGAAGAGCCUGGUCCCACUGAGAAAUUAGAUAACACGGAUGCUUCAGUAGAGGCAGAACCUAAGCAAGCCGCAGAGCAGCUUGAACCAGUAAAGGGAAAGAGGAAGAAAAGCAGCCAGGGCAGCUCGUUCCAAGCAAAGAGAGCUCGUCUUAACAAAAUCACAGGUCUACUAGUUUCAAAAGUUGCCAAUGAAGAUGAGCAUGAGAACAAAGAAGAAAGUGAAGUUCCUCAGAUAUCUGAAAAGGAACCUUCAGCAAGCACAGAAGAUCAAGAAAAACCUGACACAGAAGCCACCUGCUCUCCACCAACACAGAAAAAUGUUUUACCUUCUGCCACAUCUCCUUCCCCAGUGAAGUCUCGAAAUAGACUUCUGAAGCAUGAUUCGGGAGAGUCUACAGGCAGCCGUAAGCAGUCAAAGUCAUCCUGUACUGUGUCACAAGCGGAAGAGUCAACUCCCAUAGCUGAGUCUCCGUCUGCCCCCACUCUUACCCCUGCCCCCACCCCCAGCACUACAGACACCCCACAGAUGGCGCUUCCUCUACCUACCCCUGCCAGCCCUCCCAGACCCUCAGAACAAAUCCAACUACGAAGGCGAUCCCAGCGUUUGGCCACUUUUAUACCCGAUCCCUUCUGUGAACCGGUGCACUCCCUUCCUUCAGCCACUGAUGGAAAAAUGCUUGCCCAGAAACCACAGUCUCAACGGGACUUUCCUGUGCCUGAGGUUUUACAUACCACCUCUGUUGCUCCGGAGAAGCCUGAGCUAACCCUCGACCUCAGUAAAAGUGCGACAGUAACACCCCCACCACCAGCACCGCCUCUGCCACCCCCCCAGUCCCCUGAAACGGAGAAGGAAGAAUCUCCUCCCUCGAAAACGCCAGCUGAUGAAAAAACAGCUUCUUCUGCAACAGGUGCUGUUUUAAAAGUUGUUCCCAAGCCACAGAAACCAAACAAGCAUGCAAGAGAACCCAUAAUUAACACCAAAAAGCCAGAGGAUCCAUCAACCCCUAAGGAACCCCUGAUAGAUUUAGACCACAAUAAGUUCAAGUGUAAGAUUCCUGGCUGCUCCAAAGCCUUCCGGAAGGCCAAGCUGCUGGAUUACCAUCUGAAGUAUUACCACAGCAUGGACAAGGAGAUGGAGUCCGAGACUGGCUCUCCAGAGCGAGCGGUGCGCACUCGAGCAGCCUCUGCCUCUGUCCCUGAGUCCACUGCCCCAGAUAGUCAUGAUGCAAAGAGGCGGCGGACUGUGUCAACCUCAGCUUCCCUAUCACCUCACGUCCGUGCCUUACAAUUGGAGUCUCCUUUAAGUACUGGUCUGAAACCGUCAAAGUGCAGUAAGAAGAAGCACUCCUCCGCCUCGUUCAGCUCUGAUGGAACAGACGCUCAGUUUGCAGUGCUGCCCCGAGAGAAGGACUUCGAGAGUCUUCAUGAAACAAUACUGAAGAGAGUCAUUGAAAAGGACAAGCAUGCAGAACCUGGAAUAUUAAGAAGUGAAAAGAAAGUAAAACUUGAAGAAAAGAAUCAAUCAAUAGGUAAAAAGAAAGACAGGGAACGGAAAGAGAAAAAGGAAAAGGACCCUUUCAAAGUUAAACAGAAGAAGAAGAAAAAGAAGAAAAAGAAAUCAAAGCAACACAAUUAUUCAGAUUUUGAAGAUAUUUCGCUAGCCUUUUUGGAAAGGUGCUCCUCUCCAGUCACUCGUUCUUCUAGUAACUCCUUGGCUCAGCGCAAUACCUCCUCCUCCAAACACACCUCCUUCCAGUACCCUCGAGCCAUCCUAUCUGUGGACCUCACUGGGGAGAACCUCUCUGACAUUGAUUUCUUGGAAGACUCCUCAACUGAGAGCUUACUGCUAAGUGGGGAUGAGUAUAACCAGGAUUUUGAUUCCUUCAAUCUUGAGGAUUCUCAAGAUGAAGAUGACGCAGCCAGUGAAAUUGUGCGCUGCAUCUGUGAAAUGGAUGAGGAAAAUGGGUUUAUGAUUCAGUGUGAAGAAUGUAUGUGCUGGCAGCACAGUGUGUGUAUGGGAUUGUUGGAGGACAGCAUUCCAGAGCAGUACAUCUGUUAUGUCUGCAGGGACCCACCAGGCCAAAGGUGGAGUGCAAAGUAUCGUCAUGACAAAGACUGGCUAAAUAAAGGCCAUAUGUAUGGGCUGUCAUUUCUCAGCGAGAAUUACUCUCAUCAGAAUGCAAAGAACAUUGUCUCCACGCAUCGGCUGCUGGCUGACGUGUACAAUGUAAAAAAAGCACUUUGUGGACUACAGCUCAAGAUGGAUAUAUUGCAGAACAAACACAAUCCCAACUUGCACCUGUGGGCCCGAUCAUGGGGGAAUUCAGAUAAAGAGCAGCCAAUGGGAGGUUUUCCAGAGUGCAUACAUCACCAGGAAAGGAUAGCAGACUGUAUAAACCACAACUCUAACCAAAAAGCAGAAGACACCUAUAUCACUAGUGAGCACAGUUACCAGAAGCCACCAGGGUUUGGGCUGGAGCACAACACAGCCAUUGAUUUCAUGAGCUCCGACGGGGAAGAUGCUGUCAGGCUUGAGGAGGGGCCAGAGGCCAUGUCUGAAGUGGGCACAAACUCUGUGCCAAAAGAACAGGAAAGCACUGAAAAAGCUUCUUCGGAAGUUUUGAAUGAAAACACUACAGAUAAAGUGGAGUCAGGUGACCAGGCAAGGACUCUUUUGCAGUGGCAGGUAAACCUCCUGACCCACAUCGACGGUGUGCAGAACGAGGUCGCUGGAAGAAUGGAUCUGAUAGAAAAAGAACUAGAUGUAUUAGAAAGCUGGUUGGAUUUCACUGGGGAGUUAGAGCCACCUGAACCGCUGGCAAGAUUGCCUCAGCUGAAACGCAGGAUCAAACAACUCUUAACAGACCUUGGAAAAGUACAGCAAAUGAGUACACUCUGUUCUGUUUGAUUCCAGCAUGCAUCUGAAGCAAGGGGCCAUGAAAGAGCUACGUUGUCACAGUGCAAUGGACCCUUUAGUUUUCUCGCUUGAUGCUUUAAGUAAAAGCUGGGGGGGGGGGGGUUAGUUUGUGGCUUGUGAACUGUUGUUGUGAUUAGGAAAGAAUAUAACAGGAUUCAUUGGCCUGGCUGCACAAAGAUGAUUUUAUGAAAACAGACCACAUGGUCAUCUGUGGCUAACUUGCUAAAAGCGAGCUGUUGCUGAAUAAACAGAAAACUGGCAAGUGCUUGGACAUCACAUGAAGUGCAUCAUUGAAAUUGGUGCGUGCCACACACACUACAGUGGGUAUCGGCUCUAAUCACUUAUGUAUCAUACAGGGAGGGUAUAGUGGCUGUACAAUUACAAUAAUGUUGGAGCCACAUGAAUCUUGGACAAAUGUAGCUAAUCAAUAUAAGCUGGAGCCACAGAAUACCUAAUGGAGGUAGGAUACUGCUAUGAAGAAGUAAGUUCAGGCAACAAAGAUCUGUUUGUUGAAGACAUUGAAAAAGACUUCCAGUUUCUUUAAGUAUUUCUAGAUACAUGAAUAAGUGCAGGCUAUGACUAUAGAAGUAACUGAGUGGAACCCGUUCAGUGCCACAUAACGCCUAAUGGACGUAUGCUAAGGCCACAGCAGGAAACACAAUGGAAGUGGUGUAUGGGGCAGAGGAAAUGGGGCCCAGACAGCCUCAGCGAGAAACCAGUUCAAUAUUAAACAAAGCUGGUGUUUAACGUUCCAAUAGACUAUUGUUUGUUUUUUUUUUGGGGGGGGGGGUAUAGUUCAUAGGACUUUUUUUUUUUUUUUUUAUCCUGUAUUGUGCCAAGUGUAAUGAAUAGCAUACAUGCCAUUCUUGUGUCAUAUGGUUGGAGGGUGUUUUGAAAAAGUGUACAGUUUGCUAAUGAGGCUCUGAUAUACAGAGGUGCUGCGGGCAAUUUUUAUCUUUUUACACCCAGCAUAAUGCUUGGAAAAGAGUUGAAAGAACAAAAUACCCUCACUGCAGUAUAAAUGUAAACUGAAGCCUAGAAAGAUUCAGAGGAUAUUGUACCAUCAGCAGCCACCUAGUUUCAAUCCCAGGGCCUUCUGCAUGUUGGUGCUUACAGACUU